AUGUUCUGGCUACCACUACUCACCCUGCCCGCUGCCGUCCAGGGGCAGGGCUUCAGCACGACCAUGCUGCGCUUUGGCUGCUCGCAGAUUGCGAUUGAUCGCGUCGAUCCCCUCGUCGAACCAGGCAACGUCCCCUCGGCCCACGUUCACCAGAUCGUUGGCGGUAACGCCUUCAACGCCAGCAUGCCCGUCACAGACAUCUCCAAACUCGCCACCUGCACCUCAUGCACCUUUGACCAAGACCUCUCCAACUACUGGACCGCCAACGUUUACUUCCGCGCACGGAACGGUUCCUAUAAGCGUGUUCCACAAAUGGUCAAUGAGGCCAUCGGCCCCGCAAACGGCGGUAUCACGGUGUAUUACACUGCGCCGGGGCCGAAUACAGUUACUGCGUUUAAGCCUGGCUUCCGCAUGUUCACGGGCGACGUCAACCGGCGCACGCCGACGAACCUGGGCCGGAGGGUGCAGAGCUGCUUCCGGUGCUAUACGGGGCCGAACUUUGGCGGGAACAUCUAUGCACCAUGCAUGGAUCCGCAAAGGGAUACGGAACAUUUCCCGACGCAGCCUUGUCCGGGUGGCAUUCGGUCAAGUGUCAUCUUUCCGAUUUGCUGGGACGGAAAGAACCUCGAUACACCGAACCACAUGGACCAUGUCGCCCAUCCGAUUGAUGGUCCCGCGCCAUUUGCAGUAGUCGAUGGGAAGUGCCCCGACAGUCACCCGGUUAAGAUUCCGCAGGUUCACUAUGAGAUCGUCUGGGACACCACAGCCUUCAAUCGUAAGGAAGACUGGCCAGUGGAUGGCUCGCAGCCAUUUGUUCUCAGCACUGGUGAUCCCACUGGAUACGGCCAACACGGCGACUACGUCUUUGGCUGGAAAGACAACUCGCUCCAGCACGCUAUGGACAAUCGCUGCUUUGGUCCAACCUGUCGUGGGCUGACGACACAAGGCUUCGAUAAGGCGAAUGCCUGCACUGUGAAGAGGCUUGUGAAUGAGGAUAACGAUGGGUGGCUUGACCAUCUGCCUGGGCAGGAACACCUGGCUCAUCCGAUGUAA
Molecule: messenger RNA, 1053 nt
Organism: Thermochaetoides thermophila DSM 1495
Lineage: Eukaryota; Fungi; Ascomycota; Sordariomycetes; Sordariales; Chaetomiaceae
Exons: 8
Coding region: 1-1053 (350 amino acids)
Source: RefSeq, a predicted model, not a curated record